Molecule: messenger RNA, 1824 nt
Organism: Apis florea (little honeybee)
Lineage: Eukaryota; Metazoa; Arthropoda; Insecta; Hymenoptera; Apidae
Source: RefSeq, a predicted model, not a curated record
CGAGAAAGACCUUGUCUCUUUUUUUUAUUCUCGAGGGGAAAAAAGCGCGAAGUUGGGCGAGGGAACGCGUGGGGACAAAGGACAGGAGGAAGGGUGUGCGGGAAGGGAGGGUGAGCGUCUCGUUUCCACCGAGGGAAGGGAUAGCGGGUUCGCCGAGCGGCGGCCAGAGGGCGUUGAAUUUCCAACAACAUGGCCGUCUAACACCGACACACCGUGCAACUCUCCACCAAGUUGACCAGUCGUAUUUCGUGGAAACGAGGGAAUUCGCACGAGGAAGCCGACGACACCUCGAUCUCAGAGACGAGUAGACAAAGCAGUCAAACUGGCGCCGUUCAAGUUUCCCUUCUCAAAAAUGUCCAAGUCGCGCAGCAGCGACAAGGAGGAGCGGGAGAAGGACAAGGAGAAAGAGUUGGAGGGUAAAAUGGAGAGGGAGAAGCAUCACGGCAAGGAGGCAGGGGGAGGAGAGAGCGAGACGGAGGAGGAGGAGGAGGAGAAUCCGGAGGACGGGGAGGAGAACGCGAGGGGGCGAAGCGUUCAACUGCCAAUGAGUCAACUGCAGUUGAGCGGCGAAACUCAAUCCAAUAUAAACUCACCGAUAUUAGCUUCCAACAGCGUGAUGGUGAGGAACGAACAAACGAUACCGAGCUCGCCUCCUCCUUCUUACGAGCACGUUAUCGAACAGACACGGUUGGAGCAUGCAGCCGAGGUGCAGAGGUACGAGAGCGGAAACAACCCCGGGAAUGACGCGUCUGGGGAAGAUAAUAGAACAAAAGCUCCCAAGAUCCUUCACAAGUCGAGCAAAGAGUUGUACAGAGCGGUGGCGAAACAGUGGGGCAUCACUUGCAAGAUGAGCGACCACUGCAGAUGCUUGGACUGUCAGAGCUGUUAUUUCGACUGCGAAUACGACAAGAACGAGAAUCAGAAGACUGAUGGCGGACUCGGCGCCGGCACGCCGAUGUUCAUUUCCGAGGUGAUGCACGGUUCCGGUUGCGUGCUGUUCUAAAACACCGGAAACGGGCCUCCACGGCGACGACACGGCCUUUGCCGUGCUUCCGUGAUUGCGCACAAAAGAACCAGGCUGACUGAUGGAUCGGAACCAAACCAUGAAUCAGCGGGCACCUCGUUGUUGGCGAUGAAACGAACAGCCAGCCAUGGGAAAAUCUUUAAAACUUUUUCGUAAUCGUAGGUGGAUCUUCGUGAAUUUUCAUUUGGAAAUUAUAUUAUUUUAAUGAUAGAUUGGAUAUCCAAUACUGAAAUUUUUAAGGUUUUGAGGGGAUUGGUGGGAAUUGAAAAUUUAACGUUUGUUUAAUCUUUGUAUCGGAUGAUGAUUUUUAAAAUGCGAUCGACACACUUGCAAGAUUGAUCGAUAUUAUCAGAAAUCGAGUAAUUUCGAAAAUUUUUGCCUUCCAAAUGUAAUUCGCGAAGAAAUUGAUUCCACAAGGAAAUUAAUAAUUUUCCGCUUUCGAGAUAAUCACACACCGUGUCGAUGUAAUUUUUUUUUUUUUGAAACGAUGGCGAACCUCACGAGGAUCACCGUCGAGAGAUAUUUUCGAUAAUGUGAGGCGAAAUGCAAAGGUGUGCUUUGAAGAAGGAAAGUUAUUAAAGAAAAUAUAUCAAAGUGGGAGAUAAGGGAAAGGUUAAAACUUUGUCAAUUGUAUUUUAAUCGUUGCAUUUUCACUCGGUGGUAGACGAUUGGCAAACGUUCGACCAAUUUGUACAAUAGAGCGUUAAUGUUAACAAGCGAGCUCGCUGUUGAGAUUGUUCGAAAUUUAUCCACGACCGAUCGAAGCGGUAUUGAAUUCUUCGGAAUAAGUUUAGAAAAAA